Molecule: messenger RNA, 1788 nt
Organism: Silurus meridionalis
Lineage: Eukaryota; Metazoa; Chordata; Actinopteri; Siluriformes; Siluridae
Gene: map1lc3a
Product: microtubule-associated protein 1 light chain 3 alpha
Exons: 4
Coding region: 140-505 (121 amino acids)
Biological process (GO): cellular response to nitrogen starvation; macroautophagy; autophagy of mitochondrion
Cellular component (GO): cytosol; autophagosome membrane; autophagosome
Molecular function (GO): ubiquitin protein ligase binding
Source: RefSeq, a predicted model, not a curated record
UUUGACACACACACACACACACACACACACACGCACGCUCUCUUACUGUAGAGCAGCGUGAAGCUUUAUCCAGGUCGGAACAAAACAUUUGACAAGUGUAAGAGUGUAGAAGUAGAUCUUUCUGUCUCAAACUAUAGUGAUGCCUUCAGACAGACCGUUUAAACAGCGGCGGAUGUUCGCUGAUCGCUGCAAGGAAGUGCAGCAGAUUCGAGAGCAGCAUCCUAAUAAAAUUCCGGUUAUCAUUGAACGGUACAAGGGAGAAAAGCAACUUCCUGUUUUGGACAAGACCAAGUUUCUAGUCCCUGAUCAUGUCAACAUGAGUGAACUGGUGAAGAUUAUCAGGCGUCGACUGCAGCUGAACCCCACUCAGGCCUUCUUCCUUUUGAUCAACCAGCGCAGCAUGGUCAGUGUGUCCACCCCUAUUGCUGAAAUCUAUGAGCAGGAGCGUGAUGAAGAUGGUUUCCUUUAUAUGGUCUAUGCCUCCCAGGAGACAUUUGGCUUCUAAGUUCUCCACUGGCAUUGUGUAAUGAAGAAAGCCAAACGAAGCCUGGAGAAAUAAUGCAGGUUCCAGCUAACCGUAGCCCUGUGAUCUGUCCAUUUCUCUCUGUAUAAGACAUACCUUUGCUCCUGCCAUCAUUAAAUAAACACUACGUUCAUUGUGUCUGGUGAAGACACUUGUGUGCAUAUGGCAGUGCUAUUCUACCUACUAGUUUGCCCGUUUAACCUUAUCAACUUGACUCUCUUAUUCAACGUAAUAUAAGCCUGUGUGUGUGUUCGAGCUGUUGUGCUCUGGUUCUGUUUGUUUUUUAGUUCAUUUUAUGUUCUUUGAUUUUAUUGCUUUUAGGGCCAGUGUGUAAAAUAAUGAGUAACAUGUCUCAUGCCAUUGUAAGUAGGUCGGUGUCUGUUGUAUUCAUUAUUUUAAUCAGUCAGUGGGUUUCAGGUAAUUUGGGUGUUCCAUUUUCUUCAUUUGCUUGCUUAUGGUGAUCAGCGAAUCGGUGCUGAAGUUAAACUUUAAGAUAUUUUUUAAAAUCUCUACACAUUAGGAUUCAAAGUAAGGCCACCGUGUAUGCACAGGACCACUACAAGCCUCCAAACCAACUUACAGAAUCAGAAUCUGAGAUCAGCUACCAUGUUGUGGGAUUUUAUAAUACUUUGUACCCUAUGUUCCCUUCCCUUUUAGUGAAUCAGGAAAUUGCUGUAUGUCUCUUCAAUUGAGACUGGAAACAGUAGACAGGGAGCAGUUGCACUGUCCAUUGCUGCUUAUGGUCUCAUUGAAGCAAAAUUAGGUUUGUAGUACUUUUAAGUCCAUUUUCUCUUCGGGUUCAAAAUGUGGGAUUGUGAGUGUGGUGUGGAAUGCAUAAGAAAAGCAGUCUGAGAGGGAAAAAAGCUGAUUCACAGUCAGUGUUAUUUUGCCCUACUGUAGUAUGUAAUGGGUCCUGUAAACUAAAUUAAGUAAAAAUAUGCUUAUUUUGCACUAAUAAAUUAGCCAAGAAGAUAGACUUCAUUUUCCAAUAUUUUAGCAGUUUUAUGUAUCUUAUUUCUUUCCUUUAUAUCACUAUGCGAUGUAUUUGCCUUCGGUUCCAACUUGAAUGAAGGGUUUGUGAUGCAAUACACAGAUUGCAUGUUUUUCUCAGCCUUUUUUAUAUAUUGAUUUAUGCUAUUAUAUUUGUUACUUUUUUCUUUAUUUAAAGUAGAAAAAAGGUAUUUUUAGAUGUUUUCAAACCAAAAGAAAAAAUUAUGUAUCUAUGUUUGAAGCACAAGUGUAUAUAAACGAGCAUAUGAUUAGCA